Penicillium waksmanii is the source of this 1491-nucleotide messenger RNA. RefSeq lists its product as uncharacterized. The transcript has 2 exons. Gene Ontology annotation, biological process: polysaccharide catabolic process. Lineage: Eukaryota; Fungi; Ascomycota; Eurotiomycetes; Eurotiales; Aspergillaceae. Gene Ontology annotation, molecular function: chondroitin hydrolase activity. The record is from RefSeq and is a predicted model, not a curated record. Bases 1 to 1491 code for a protein of 496 amino acids.
AUGACCGAAGUCCACAGUUUCACGUCCAACGAGGAUGAUGUUUUCAGCAAGCCACAGCUAUCUAGAGAUGAUAUGUCACAAGCUCUUGAUAUUCAAGUUCGAUUGCGUGAACUUUAUAGCGAGAAUAUUACGGCUAAGAUUCUUCGGGCAGCUGACACCUGUCUCGAAAACAAUAAUCCCAUAACUGCCUAUCCGGAAUACGUCCCACAGUCUGGCCCGGAUUCUGGAAAGUAUUAUUGCCGGGAAGCAGACUUUUGGACAUGCGGCUUUUUCCCGGGCUCGAUCUAUUCUCUCAUUGAGCGCUUGAUUAAGUUUCCACAGUCAACGGGUAUCCAACAAAGCAUUCCCUCUGUUCUGAAGGAGUUGCAGAAACUGGGUGAGAUCUGGUCCGAGCCGAUUCACGACAUGAGUCUCCGUACCGAUACCCACGACAUGUCGUUCAUUAUCCAGCCUUCAAUGCGACCCCGUUGGGAACUCUUCCAUGACGACCGCGCUCUUUCAACCAUAGUUACAGCCGCUGAAAGCCUCUAUACGCGGUACAAUCCUAAAGUGGGCGCCUUCCGCUCAUGGGACCAGCUGACGCAAAAGGGCGUCAAUAUCACAUCCAUGGAUCAAGACUUUCUGGUGAUCAUCGACUCAAUGUGUAACCUUGAUCUCCUCUACUAUGCAGCAGCACAUACUGGGAAUAAAAGUAUGUCCUCUGCGGCGACUACGCAUGCUCAUAAGCUCCUGCGAGCCCACCUUCGCCAUGAGACUGGCACAUACUCACACCGAGAAGGGUAUGACGGUCCUCUGUUCAGCACUGUCCACGUUACCAACUUCGAUCCGAAGACUGGUGACUUCAAAGAGGCUCGCACCGGUCAGGGAUAUGCGAAAGAUUCAACCUGGGCUCGCGGCCAAGCAUGGGGUAUCCUCGGCUAUGCACAAACAUUCCAGUGGACAGGCCAUAAAGAAUUCCUCACAGCUGCGUGUGGGUUAGCCGAGUACUUUCUUCUCCGUUUAGAUAAGUCCCCGAGCUGUGUCGAGCGGAAAGUCAAAACUGAUGAUGCGGGUUACAAUGAUUCCUCGUCAAGCCGUACGUGUGGACGCUUCGUCCCGCUGUGGGACUGGGAUGCCCCUAUUGACGAGACAAAUCCGCUUCGCGAUUCAUCGGCUGGAGCGAUCGCCGCAAAUGGGAUGCUUGUAUUGGCACAGAGCCUUAUUGCCCGAGGUGAGUAUGCACAAGGUCGUCGCUAUCUUGACGCUGCGCUGGCACUGGUCGAAGAUGCUCUGGCCUUUUCUCUAGCUGAGAAGGCAACGAUCACAGUCCAGGAUGGUCAGGUAUCAGUGAAGGAUGCCCAGCCAAAUGCCACAUUUGACAGCAUUUUAAAAAAUGCGACUGCAAACUACAAUGCACUCGAUCAUCGCCGCUAUUGGGACCAUGGACUGGUUUAUGGGGAUUAUUACCUGAUCGAAUUUGGAAAUCGAUUGCUUCGCAUGGGGCUUCUUUGA